GUCAGACGUGUAUCUAAACGGGAAGUUCAUCCCUAAACAGCCGCUUGAUCAACAGUGGUAUGAGAGGUCGCUGGAUCGCGCUUUGUUACAGUGUGAUAAUAUACUAAUGAAUUCAAAAGAGGAUGUCAUCCGACUUAACGUUAGACUUCGAAAAUCAUCGGCAAUACCCUGUGAUGGAUAGUGAGGCAGGCAUCAUCUCCAUCGAUCAGGGGGGAGAGUGGGACUUAAGCCUGUUCGAUGAGCUGGAGAAACUCGGCGAUGAGCUGGGGGAUGCAGAUGAGCUGCUUGAGGCUCUUGAUAAUGCUGGCUAUGCCAACGGUGUUCCAGAUCUGGACUUUGACAUCGACAUUCCACCAUGGAAUGAAAUGGAUACAUGCAGCAUUUCCACAGAUGGUGAGGUGAGUGUGGACUCUCUGUCACCUGCCCACACUCUGAGCUCGGUGCCCUCUCCCGCCUCAGUGGAAGCUUUGUCUCCGUGCUCCUUGCAAGAUGAGGCCCUGUCUCCACAAUCGCAGCCGUCUCCUCUUUCAGUCUGCUCAGAGUCCAGUGGCUUUUCUGAAAUCUCUUCCCCACCUAAAAAAGCUGCAAAGAGGACCAAUCAGGUGGCACGAGCCAAGCCAGUUCAGUCAAUCAAGAAGCCGAUUCAGAUUGGCCCAAAGGUUUCCAUCCAGCCCAAACCACUGAUUACAGCUGUGCCAUUGGCUCAAGCAGCAGCUCCCAUGCAGGCCAAGACAAUCAUCAUCCAGCCCCUGCAGACCACUGUGCUCCCUGUGGUAAAACCAGCUCCAGUCAACAUCAAACCAGCACCCCCUGCAGGUCACCCUCUUUUGCUGUCUCAGCCAAGCCAGCUACUGCAGAUCCAAACACCACAGGCCAUCUCUGGGAGUGUGGUCACUAUGCCAGCACUCAGCCAGGACUGGUCUGUACCCGUCGCUGCUCCACCAGUGGUUUCAGGCACACUUUUGACCCCAUCCUCAGAGGAUGAUUCCAAGUUGUCCCAGAGACAGCAGCGCAUGAUAAAAAACCGCGAGUCAGCGUCCCUGUCUCGGAAAAAGAAGAAAGAGUAUUUGCUCUCGCUGGAAGCUCGCCUGAAGGUGGCGUUGUCUGAGAACGAGGUGCUCAAGAGUGAGAACGGCAACCUCAAGAAACAGCUGGAGUGCAUUCUGAGCGAGAAUACAGUGCUGAAAGCAACAGCACCCAAAAGGAGAGCGGUGUGCCUCAUGGUGGUCGUGGUGUUCCUCGUUCUUAAUGUCGGACCAAUGAGUCUGUUUCAGGGUGGCCCAGGCUCUUCGCUCGAAGUUGCUUCCAUGCAGCACAGUGGUAGACACCUGUUGGGUUUCUCACCGGAGGCGGAAAUUGAACACCUGAUGGGUCCUGAGGCUCUUGGCAGCUGGCCGUCUGAGAUGGGCGACAGAUCUGAAGAUAAAGCCCUGAUGGUGGUAAAGGAUCCCAUCUUUCUCAGACCAUCUCCGCCCUGCCAGCCUUCUGUCAACAGGACCAAGUGCAUUGAGUUGGCCCAUGAGUUGAGGGGUUGGGUCCACCGUCACGAAGUUCACCAGACCAAAUCGAGACGAGAGAAUAACAGCAACCACAAACCCACCAGGACGAUUCUGAAAGCAGGAAAUAAGGAGGACGAAGGUAGCCAGAUUGUGACGGUUCAAUAUACAGAAACUACUGCGGAAAAGAAUCCUGGCAGUGAGCUGCAGGUGUACUACGCCCCUCGUCACACGUACACCGACUUCUUUGAUGAGCUGAACCGCCGCGGCGACACCUUCUAUGUCGUGUCUUUCCGUAGGGAUCAUCUCCUACUUCCUGCCACCAGCCACAAUAAAGGAAGUCCACCCAAGAUGUCUGUCGUGUUGCCAGCCAUGAACAUAAAUGACAGCAUUAUAAGGGACAAAGACUUUGAGGUGAUGAUGCAGAUUGACUGUGAAGUAACAGACACCAGGAUCCUCCACAUCAGAUCUUCCAGUAUCCCGCCUCUGUUCCGGGUGAACCGCAGUGACACGUUUUACCAGAACUCCCCAGCAGAGAACAAGUCUGCGCCUCCUGUCGGUGUGCUAAUGGGGUCUGCGUAAGAUCAUCAGCGACUCCUGCAUUCUUUACACCCCUCAUUAAAACUCAUAAAGGCAAGCACAAGAUAACACCUCAGUUAAUAAUUUUUCUCAUUUUUAUUUGUAUGAAUGUGCUCUGCAGAAAACUAGUCAUUGGAGGUUACAAAGGAGGCUCAAUUUGUCCUCACCGUUCAGCCCCUUUCUGGCUGAUUUCUGGAGCUGGACUGUAAUGGGGUCCAAGCAGCAGCAGACUAGCUCUUUGUGUGGCAACGCUGACUUACCCGUGUAACCCCAGAUGCUUUAUGUAAGGGUAAUUGUUUAGCGGCAGGGGGCAGAGCGUUGAACCUUGAGUUACCCCAUCAUAACACAAAUACUUUUUCCCCUUACAGCUUACUUUCAGUCGGCUCUUUUUUUUCUGCACAAGCUCCAAAGCUGUGUGUGUGUGUGUGUGUGUGUGUGUGUGUGUGUGUGUGUGUGUGUGUGUGUGUGUGUGUGUGUGUGUGUGUGUGUGUGUGUGUGUGUGUGUGUGUGUGUGUGUGUGUGUGUGUGUGUGUGUGUGUGUGUGUGUGUGUGUGUGCUUAAAAAACAUUAAAUACAUUUUAAAAAUGCAUUUUUAUUUAAAAUGACCUAUGUUUGUAUGUAUCUGAUUGCUACAAAAUGGAGUGCUAUAAUAAUUUCUUUCUGUCUCUGAAUAAAGCAAAUCUUAUCAGUGAUGUAGUCAGACAUGACAGAUGUGUUAUCUGCAGCAACAGAGGCACAAACUCAGGAAGUUAAGUGAUCUUUGAACGCUAUCUGGCUAAUUGCUCUGUUAUCUGCUGGUUUCUAUUGCUGUUGAUGAAGAUUUUCACCAGUUAAUUUUUUCGGGUCUUCACUGUGUUUCUAUAUUCAUGGAAAGGUUUGGAUACUGUACAUAUUUAUUGCUGUUAUUUUGUAACAGCAAACAUCUGUGGUUUAAUCCAAUUCCCUCAUUUUUUUUCCUUUGAAAAAUUCAGAAGUCAAGUUGUUUUUUUUCUUUAGCUUUAGUUCAUUUUUAUUUUGGUGAUUUUUUUUUAAAUGCUUUUUUGUUAUUCCUGUUGCCUCCGAAAAACAUGUUUUAUAUAUGAAAUAAUAAAUGGCAGAUAGAAAAUCUAUUUAUGCAUAAAAACUAGCUUCUAUUCAGUUCACUGUGUGGACAUCUUCAAAUUUUAUCCCAGGGCAUAAAAAAAGCUUCAUCAUAUCUUAUAAAAGCUCGUUUUUGCCACUGAAAUAAAAACAUUCAACAAGUUUCAGUUUUCUAUAUCAAAAUUUCAACUUACUAACUUGAACUUAUGAGACGAUAAAUCCCAAUUGAUAUAAUGGCAAAAAAUGCCUUUUUCAGUUGCAUAAACACUUAAUAGUUACAGUAAAAGGCCUGAUGUUUAACCACUGGUUUCAAAAAACAAACUGUGAGUACUUCUCCGUCCACACAGCUCCUGCUUUUAUUUACUGCAUUUGAGAACAGUUGCAUUUUUGUGUUUAAUUAUGAUGGUCUAUGAUUUGUUUUGCUAAUUUGAGGGUAAAAUUUGCACAAUUAAUGCAGAACAUUGGAUGUACUGUUCUGGCUUUUAAUUUCUUAUAUUUGUUUUUUUGUUAAGCUAUGAAUAGAGACAGAUCUUAUAUAAUAAAUCACAUAAAAUAAAUAGAUAAAAAUAUGUGAUCAGAAUUAGUAACCCGUUUCCUGUUCCUGUACAUAGCGAUAAAGCGAAGUCCUCUCUGUAUCUCUAAAAGUGAAUUUCUUUUCGUUGCAGGAUUGUGCUGUGCUGUUUUUUCUUUCUUUACCAACACAGGCCUUCUCUUUGUGUGUAAAUUCCUUUCUGCUUACAGAAAUACAUUUGGGUCACCACAGUGUUUUCGCUGCAUCCCUGCUGUAUAUGGGGGCAAAGAAAAAGUACAAUAAAAAAAACUUGUUUUAUUUUUUUUUUAUGUAUGUGCAGAAACCAAAAUAAACACUGGAUUUUCUGUA
Molecule: messenger RNA, 4035 nt
Organism: Oreochromis aureus
Lineage: Eukaryota; Metazoa; Chordata; Actinopteri; Cichliformes; Cichlidae
Gene: atf6
Product: activating transcription factor 6
Exons: 16
Coding region: 123-2078 (651 amino acids)
Biological process (GO): endoplasmic reticulum unfolded protein response; regulation of transcription by RNA polymerase II
Cellular component (GO): nucleus
Molecular function (GO): RNA polymerase II cis-regulatory region sequence-specific DNA binding; DNA-binding transcription factor activity, RNA polymerase II-specific
Source: RefSeq, a predicted model, not a curated record